Messenger RNA from Angiostrongylus costaricensis, 1818 nucleotides. NCBI's taxonomy places the organism in Eukaryota, Metazoa, Nematoda, Chromadorea, Rhabditida, Metastrongylidae. The record is from the annotation of a GenBank genome assembly.
AUGAAGCAAAAACCGGUGACAACAGUAUUUGUUGGGAAUAUUUCUGAAAAAUGCAGUAACGAAUUCAUGCAGCAAAUGUUACAGGAAUGUGGUAAAGUGACCACAUGGAAGCGUAUUCAAGGUUCGAAUGGGAAGUUCCAGGCGUUCGGAUUUUGUGACUUUGAGGAGCCGGAAGGGACUCUAAGAGCACUAAGAGUGUUAAAUGAUUUCCAAAUUGGAGAGAAAAAGCUAGUAGUUAAGGCUGAACCUAAAGUCCGUGAAGAGCUCCGAUCAUGGGCUAUACAAAACCGGAAGGAUAAUGGAAAACCAGAACUUCACCUGAAGGAAGAUGAAUUACCAGCUGACGACGACGAUUUGAAAAAAGAUGAAGAAGUUCGACUAAAGAUUUUGGCCUGGAUUGAUUCUGAUCAUCCUCAAUUGGUUACAUUAGCAGAAGGUGAUGCAUUUUCUGUGUUGACGAAUAGCAGUUCGUACAUGUUUCAGGAUGAUGAACGAGAUAGACGACGGCGAAGGUCGCGGUCAGAUUCACGUUCGCGCUCCCGCAAUGAGAAGAGGUCGUCGCGUCGCAGUAAAUCGCCAAAGCAUAAGCGUCGUCGUCGAUCUACUUCUUUCUCUGGGUCUUCGGAAAGUAACAGUGGUAGCGAUUCUUCUGAAUCGCGUAGCAGAUCACGCUCCCGAGAACGCACACCGCCGAAGAAAAGAAGAGAGAGGGAGAGGUCGUUGAGCAGAAGUUCCGAGGACAGUGAGGAUGCACGCGAGAAGAGGAAUUUAAAGAAACAAAUCAAAGAGAAGGAACAGGCUUACGUUUCUCGGCUAACAAAAUGGGAGGCUAGAGAACGCCAGAAAGCAAAGCAGUACGAGCGAGAAGAACGAAGAGAGAAAGAUAGACGAGACAUCUUAAAGGAAGCAAAAAAACUGAAACAUUUUCUUGAGGAUUACGAUGACGAAAAAGACGACCCGAAAUAUUACAAAAGUUCUUCGUUGUUUCAACGUAAGCGCGACUUCGAACGUGAACGUGAAGCUGACUCAAAAGACCGUUUAAGGGAACAACAGGAAAUAGAAGAGCUCCGAAAGCAAAUUCUCGCUGAAAAUAAAGAUGUUCAGGAUGUGGAUGAAGAGGCUCGUAGGAGACACUUUGAGAAGGAAGAAGCAGCGAUGCGUCGUCUCCGGGAAGACAGCGGUAGUCCAAAUCCACAUCAACCACUUGGUCAAAGAGAUGGAAACGAUGACAGUUCGAGUAGUAGCGCGGAUAGUGAUGAUGAAGACGAUGACAAAUCAAUUGACGAGAAAUCAGUUGUUGAUGAAGAAGAAGAUGCAAAGACACAAAAAACUUCACCAGUUACUAUGCGUGGAGCAUCCUCGAGCACUUCAAUUCAAACUCUUCAGCGAGUUGAUGACGAAGAGGAAGAAGGAGGCCGUAAGCAUUUGCGUCCUUUUGAAAUUACACAAGAAGAAAGGAUGGAAACGCUGACGACCGAUGAGAAGAAACGAAUGGUGAGGGAUCUCAUCAACAACAUACCCACUACCAAAGAUGAGUUGUUUGCUCACGUCAUUGAUUGGCGGUACGUUGAUCGAUCGUUGAUUGAACAACGAGUUCGCCCAUGGGUGGCAAAGAAAAUUAUGGAAUUCCUUGGUAUGGUGGAUACCAAUUCUUCCCAUGUUAAAUGCAUCAAAACGUCUCCUGAUCGCAUAUUGGGUGAUAUUGCUAUGAUUCUUGAUGAAGAUGCCGAAGUGUUCGUCGUCAAAAUGUGGAGACUUCUCAUUUAUGAGAGUGAGGCUAAGAAAUUGGGUCUUGUAGUUCCACGUAGUAAUCAGUAG